Chelmon rostratus (copperband butterflyfish) is the source of this 635-nucleotide messenger RNA. RefSeq names its product SH3 domain binding glutamate-rich protein like (gene sh3bgrl). The transcript is spliced from 4 exons. Bases 205 to 552 code for a protein of 115 amino acids. Gene Ontology annotation, cellular component: cytoplasm. NCBI's taxonomy places the organism in Eukaryota, Metazoa, Chordata, Actinopteri, Chaetodontiformes, Chaetodontidae. The record is from RefSeq and is a predicted model, not a curated record.
AGCGCUGAGAGCAUUUGCGCAGAUAGUGUGCGCUGCCUUCGACAGACGCGCAGCAUCUCAGCCGGGGAACUUUGUUGUUGUUGUUCUUGCUCUUGUUGUUGUUGUUGUUGUGUUCUGUCUCGCAGUCCGCCUGCAAAGUGUCUGCGAGGAGCACGGCGACCGACCGCGGCUUACCGGACCAGUGUCAGCACCAGGGAUUCAACCAUGGUGAUCAAAGUGUACAUAGCAUCGUCCUCUGGAUCCACUUCGAUUAAAAAGCAGCAGCAGGACGUGAUGGGCUUCCUGGCGGCCAAUAAGAUCGAAUUCGAGGAGUGUGACAUCGCGGCCAACGAGGCCAACAGGAAGUGGAUGAGAGAGAACGUUCCGGAGGAGUCCAGGCCGGCCACGGGGAACCCUCUCCCGCCACAGAUAUUUAACGAAAGCAAAUACUGCGGGAACUACGAGGCCUUCUUCGAUGCCAGAGAGGACAACGCUGUUUAUGCAUUUCUGGGUCUGACUGCUCCCCCAGGCUCCAAGGAGGCCGAGGCUCUAGCGAAGAAUGCACAGCAGUAGCAGCUUUACAUCGUUUCUACCUGAGACCUCAGGCCUAGUCCUAAACCCAGACCUGGACCCAGACUGACCUGGAACUGAUCCAG